UAUGGAAUGCCUCUCAUCCAAUUAUAUUACUCAGUCAGAAGUAAGUAAUUUAUAAUUCAUUUAUAAUUUGUUUGUCAUGCUAACUAGCUUCUAACAACAAAUGUGUGUGUCUAUAGUAGGAGUGAAUACCUGAUCUACUGCUACCUGAUGGCUUUUCUUUUGCUUCUGGUGAUACUGGUUAUCAUCAUCUGCAUACUGAUAAAGAAACGCAAAGCAAAGAAUCAAAUCAGGACCAGAGAGAGGAACAAUGACACCACUGUUCACACACCCACUUUCUCAGAUGAUGACUCUGUUAUGUACAGCACUGUCUCUAAGCCAAAGUCUUCAAAAAAAACUAAAGCAUCAAAAGUGAAUGAGGAGGACGUGACCUACAGCUCUGUACAUAUUGCUUCCAAGAAGAAAUCUGUGUCUCCAAAUGAAGUUGAUGAUAAGACCAUCUACAGCUCUGUGGUUUGCUAGAGAACGAGACUGAAGUCCUGUUUGGCUAAAAGGAAACUGUGGCUGGCCUCAGCAUUAUGAGCAAACCUGAUCAGGACAAAGACAACAUGCCUUACACUCAUACCACAGACUUACAUCAUAUUUACAUGAGCUAACUUAACUCAAUUUCUUCUACACCAGCUGUCAUUUUUUUCCCUCCACACAGUGUACACCAGUCCAGCUCCUAAAUACAACAUGUGCAUAUAACAAUGCAGUGAGAAAAAUACACUGCACUGUAAACCCGAAUAAGUUGGCAAAACAA
Clarias gariepinus (North African catfish) is the source of this 739-nucleotide messenger RNA. RefSeq lists its product as uncharacterized. NCBI's taxonomy places the organism in Eukaryota, Metazoa, Chordata, Actinopteri, Siluriformes, Clariidae. The coding region runs from base 148 to 459 and encodes 103 amino acids. The transcript has 6 exons. The record is from RefSeq and is a predicted model, not a curated record.